AUUGGACAGCAGCGUGCACUGGGAAGGCGCGUGGAUACCUUUUACGCGCGGCGGUGUAAGUGCAUGAUUCGAGGAGAGGUUGAUGCGGAAAGAGGGCGGUCAAAGUGUGACGGCUAGCAGCGCGGGCUCCGGCAGCGAUCACUGUCACAGACACGUGUAAUGUGUUUAGGCACAUGCUUGGAAAGACCUCCGCGCAGCACUUGAUGCCAGUUUUGGUGAUGCCAUGCCCCGGAACCACAGCGGAGACGAAGGCGGCGGCACCGGGCUCUGGAUGAGGACAUCGCCGGUGCACCGCACUGAAGACUACGGCUUGAAGGAUGUGGAGUCCGGGCACAGGAUGAUGAACAACGCGGGAGAAGGCUUGCUUUCGGCAGGUGCCGCCGGGACGGAGAGCCUGCGGGGGAAGCAGGGCGCGCGGCUCAGCCUGCUGGGGAAGCCGCUCAUCUACAGCGCGCAGAGCGGCCGCAGGAACGUGCGCUACCGGCGGCUCCAAAACUACCUGUACAACGUGCUGGAGAGACCGCGAGCCUGGGCGUUCAUCUACCACGCAUUUGUGUUUGUGCUGGUGUUCAGCUGCCUGGUCCUCUCUGUGUUCUCCACCAUCCCGGCUCAUCAGGACUUCUCCUCCUACUGCCUCCUCAUUCUGGAGUUUGUGAUGAUCGUGGUGUUUGGGUUGGAGUACAUUGUGCGUAUCUGGUCGGCAGGAUGCUGCUGUCGCUACAGAGGGUGGCAGGGACGCCUCCGCUUCGCCAGGAAGCCUUUCUGCGUCAUAGACAUCAUCGUGCUGAUCGCCUCGGUGGCCGUGGUCUCGGCAGGAAGUCAGGGCAACAUCUUCGCCACCUCGGUGCUGCGGAGCCUGCGCUUCCUGCAGAUCCUCCGCAUGGUGAGGAUGGACCGGAGGGGGGGCACCUGGAAGCUGCUGGGCUCCGUGGUGUACGCACACAGCAAGGAACUGGUGACCGCCUGGUACAUCGGCUUCUUGGUUCUCAUCUUCUCUUCGUUCCUCGUCUACCUCGUGGAGAACAAGUUCAACAAAGACUUUGCUACCUAUGCCGAUGCGCUGUGGUGGGGCACGAUCACCCUGACCACCAUUGGUUAUGGGGACAAGACUCCAAAGACGUGGACAGGACGGAUGCUGUCUGCUGGGUUCGCCCUCCUGGGCAUCUCCUUCUUUGCACUGCCAGCUGGUAUUCUGGGCUCAGGCUUUGCCCUGAAGGUCCAGGAGCAGCACAGACAGAAGCACUUUGAGAAGAGAAGAAACCCCGCCGCCUACCUCAUCCAGUGUGUUUGGCGUAGUUAUUCGGCUGAUGAGAACUCGGUUUCCAUUGCUACGUGGAAGCCUCACUUGAAGGCGUUGCACACCUGCAGCCCUACGAAGAAGGAGCAGGGAGAGUCCAACACAAGUCAGAAGUUGAGCUUCAAGGAGCGGGUGAGGCUGGCCAGCCCCCGAGGUCAGAGUAUCAAGAACAGGCAGACAGCCUCAGUGAACGACCGGCGCUCUCCGGGGGCCGACGCCGGGGCGGAGGGCUCGAGCCCCGCCAAGGUGCAGAAGAGCUGGAGCUUCAACGACCGCACGCGCUUCAGACCCUCGCUGCGCCUGAAGAGCCAGUCCCGCUCCACCACUGACGCAGACUCCAGCAUGGCGGGGGAGGAGGGCUACGAUGAGAGGGGCUGUCACUGUGAGAUCUCAGUGGAGGACCUGCUGCCCCCCGUCAAGGCCGUCAUCAGAGCUGUCAGGAUAAUGAAGUUCCAUGUCGCCAAGAAGAAGUUUAAGGAGACGCUGCGGCCGUACGAUGUGAAGGAUGUGAUCGAGCAGUACUCUGCCGGGCACCUGGACAUGCUGUGUCGCAUCAAGAGCUUGCAGACCAGGCUUGACAUGAUAGUAGGCCCCCAGCCCCUGAGCAGCCGAGCCAAGGCCUUUUCCACCCCCUCCCUGCCCGUCUAUUACAGCCAGGGCAGGAAGAACUCCACCCAGGGAGUGGAUCAGAUCCUGGGGAAGGGUCAGAUCCCUCUGGAUAAGAAGAUUCGGGAGAAGCUGCUGUCUGAUGGAGAUAUUCUGGAGGACAUGAGCAUGCUGGGUCGAGUCUGUAAAGUGGAGCGGCAGGUGACAUCGAUUGAGUCGAAGCUGGACUCCCUGCUGGACAUUUACCGGCAGGUUCUGCGUAAAGGCUCGUCCUCCGCCCUCACGCUCUCCUCCCUGCCGCUGUUCGAGCUGGAACAGACCUCUGACUACCACUCCUCUGUCUUCAGCAAGGACCUCUCCAGCUCCCCCCAGGUCAGCGGAGCCCCUCCCUCCGUCCGCUCCUCCACCACCUCCCACCUCUCCCAGGGAGGACUCCACCUCAUCCUGGCCCCGCCCAACGAGCUCAGCCUCAACGCCUCCUCCUCCUCCACCGGCCCGGCCUCCUCCUCCUUCAGCCCGUCUCCACUGCCCCAUCCCCACUAUCACCGCCAUCGCCACCCUCAUUACCCCCGGCACCAUCCCACCCAGGUCACUACGCCCGAGAGUGGCACUGACGAGGCUGUGGGGAGCUCUCCACCCAUCCUCACCCCAAAUAGUGUCAGCAGUGGAAUUGGAGACGGAGGGUUUCCUCUUCUUGCUAGGCUUCCACCGCCUCCUCCCAGCCGGAGUGGGGGCCCGAGCCACCUGCCACGAGCCCCUUCCACAGAAGUGUCCCCUGACAUUGAGGACUUUUGUGGAGGUUUAGGGAUGCAGAUAGAGGAUAGCGGUGGUAGGGAGAGCCCCGGGGGGCGGCUGGGCAGAUUGGGGCAGAAGCUACAGGGCAGCAACGGGCGGUUGGAUCUGAAGGAGGAGGGGUCCUGGAGGAGGCACAUGAGCCUGGAGCUGCAGCCCCUGGCCCCCCCGGCCCCCGGCUGCCGCUCCGGGCCCAGCCAGGUGACCCCAGGCCUGGGAAAGUCCCUGUCUGUUCAGGACCUGAUGCAGGCGGCCCCAGGAACCCUCCAGGACCCCCUACUCAGCCACAGCCUCUCGUCUCCAAGCCCCAGUACGAGCAGUGACUCUCCCAUCGGCUUCAACAUCCAAGACCCCGGGGGAAGGGGGGGUAUAAGCAGGAGUGGUGGAGGAGGAUGGGGGGAAGAGGACCUCUUCAUCAGCGACAGGGACCUGGAUGUCCAGGGAUUUGACUUCCUGUCACUGGGGACCAAUGAGGCCCAAACCUACUCAUCGGAGCUCCUGAGGACAGACAGCAGAGGGGGGGCCGGACCCCGGGGCCCGGCCAGCGCUCACACCUCCCCUCCCUCUGCUGCCAACACCGAAUUGCAAAACACGCCACAUGUGCGGCUAAAAUAAACUUGCCUCCAUGCUCAGAAGGCACACAAAUGUCACCUCAC
This is a messenger RNA of Trematomus bernacchii (emerald rockcod), 3351 nucleotides long. RefSeq names its product potassium voltage-gated channel subfamily KQT member 5-like. The transcript is spliced from 15 exons. The record is from RefSeq and is a predicted model, not a curated record. Gene Ontology annotation, cellular component: membrane. NCBI's taxonomy places the organism in Eukaryota, Metazoa, Chordata, Actinopteri, Perciformes, Nototheniidae. Bases 224 to 3310 code for a protein of 1028 amino acids. Gene Ontology annotation, biological process: potassium ion transport; transmembrane transport. Gene Ontology annotation, molecular function: voltage-gated potassium channel activity.